CGAAUGGAGAGCAGAAGAGCGAGAAGCUGCGAGGGUACGGUCACCUGUACAGCCUUAGCCUCGCCCAUUUCAAGUCGGCGGCGAUCAAGUGCGCCGUGGAGUUGGGCAUUCCAACUGCUAUCAAACGCUGCGGCAGGACGGCCACCAUCUCCGACCUCAUCAAGGAGAUCGGCCUCGUCCCGGCAAAGGCGCCAUACCUCAGCCGCCUCCUGCGCUUCCUUGCCUUCUUCGGGCUGUUCGAGGAGGACGAGGAGGAGUUUGCGUCAGCUAAAAGCAAGACGGUGUACAAGCUGACUCCGACGUCGCGGCUCCUCGUCCAGGAGGCCGACAACGAUUCGACGUGCGACAUGUCCCACAUGCUGCUGCUGUUCACGCGUCCCAGCACCACUGUGUCAACCUUCUUCGACGUUGAGCGUUGGAUCAGAGAUCCAACUAGUACCAAGACUGUUUUCGAGGCGGCUCAUGGUACGUCCACUUGGGUCUCACCCAGAGCGACGCGUCAUUUAACGAUGCCAUGAACAGAGCUAGCAUGGCGGAUAGCCGAUUCACCAUGGAGGUUGUGAUCAAAGAGGCCGGUGGGUAUUUCAAGGGCCUGAAGACUCUGACGGAUGUCGGUGGCGGCCACGGUGCAGCCACGGCUGCUAUCGUUGCAACCUUUCCAGACAUGCAGUGCACCGUGAUGGACCUCCAGCAAGUGGUCAACAGCGCACGUGAGUGCGGCGGGACGGUCAAGUUCGUGGUAGGCAAUAUGUUUGAGUCAAUUCCGCCAGCAGAUGCUGUUCUACUCAAGCUCGUCUUGCACUCCUGGGACGAUGCCUCAUGCAUCAAGAUACUCAAAUGCUGCAAGGAAGCGAUACCACCAAUGGGAGGAAAGGUGUUCAACAUCAACACCGUUCUUGGGCAUAGGGGGGAGACAAGCAAGCACGAAACUGAGGCGCAACUCUUACUUGAUCUUUACAUGAUGAGAGGCCACGGUUUCGAGAGGGAUGAGCGUCAGUGGAAGACGAUAUUCUUGGAGGUUGGAUUCGCCAACUACACGGUGAUCCCAUUACAAGAUCCCUUAGCUAUGAUUGUGCUUCAUCCAAGUCCAUUGGUGGUGGAGAUGACGGUGAAGGUGACCGGCACCGGUGGGGCCAAGGAGGACUCGUUCCUGUCCACUGACGAGGCUGAGGCAGCGCCAUGACCCAGGCCGGAGGCGAGUCAAGCCUCAAGCCAGCACCAACCUGAGCUCUGAUGUGUGUGUGGCCUAUCCGGCUGUCCGGUUGCGGCUGGACUAAUAAAUAAACAAACUCAGAUCCUCCAUCGUCUAAGGUUGUGUUGUCUUUGGGCUGUGGCAUUAUUAUUAUUGUUAUGUAUGCACGAUGAUGUACCUUGUACUUUGUUUUCUGUAAUUUGUCUUAAUAUAUAUAACCAGU
Messenger RNA from Setaria italica (foxtail millet), 1415 nucleotides. RefSeq names its product acetylserotonin O-methyltransferase 3. Bases 515 to 1183 code for a protein of 222 amino acids. The transcript is spliced from 2 exons. Gene Ontology annotation, biological process: methylation. The record is from RefSeq and is a predicted model, not a curated record. Lineage: Eukaryota; Viridiplantae; Streptophyta; Magnoliopsida; Poales; Poaceae. Gene Ontology annotation, molecular function: O-methyltransferase activity; S-adenosylmethionine-dependent methyltransferase activity.